This is a messenger RNA of Exophiala bonariae, 2295 nucleotides long. RefSeq lists its product as uncharacterized. Gene Ontology annotation, molecular function: DNA-binding transcription factor activity, RNA polymerase II-specific; transcription cis-regulatory region binding; zinc ion binding. Lineage: Eukaryota; Fungi; Ascomycota; Eurotiomycetes; Chaetothyriales; Herpotrichiellaceae. The transcript has 2 exons. The record is from RefSeq and is a predicted model, not a curated record. Gene Ontology annotation, biological process: positive regulation of transcription by RNA polymerase II. The coding region runs from base 1 to 2295 and encodes 764 amino acids. Gene Ontology annotation, cellular component: nucleus.
AUGAUUCUCGCGGCUCGACUUCCCAUUGUGGCCCAAUCGUCCACACCCAACGGCCAUUUCAGUAACAAUCCCUCUACCUCAUAUCAAUAUCAAUAUUCCGAUUCUCAAGCCGCCGCAGCCUAUCGAACCCAAUCAAAAUCACAACGGAAAGACGAGCAGGCCUCGGACAAAACACAGUACUCCACCCCCACUCUAUUAACACCACCCUACGUGUCCGCAGAUGCGGCCGUCAACGAUCAAUCUCCUAUAGCUCGGGAUCAGUCGACCAAAUCGACACCCACAUCACAAACUCUACAACACAGUCCUCUUUCCAUGACUGAGCCUGAAGCUGCCCCUCAGCCAAAACCGGACGAUGUUCCUGUUGCGAAGCCGAAACGUGUUAGGACCGGAUGUCUGACUUGCCGAGAGAGGCACCUCAAGUGCGACGAAGGUUUACCGAAUUGUCAGAACUGUAAAAAGUCCAAUCGCAAAUGUAAACGUGGGGUUCGCCUGAACUUCAUCGACAUCCAAUGCGAGAACCCACCCUACUUACUUCCCAAAACACAUGAUUGGAAGGUUACAUUCCAAGAUGACUCUCGCGACAUUGCUUCCGAGUAUAGAGGUGGGUUGGAAAAGUACCAUCCUCUGGAACCAGAGCAAAAGCGACAACGACUAGAUGUAUCCGGCCUGGGUUAUGACUAUGCUCAAAUCUCAGCACCAAUCAUUCCACACCAACAACUCCCAGCUCCGUCAUCCUAUAAUAACUCCUACGCCGAACAAUCCCAGGCUAUGUACACAAGCUCAGCAAACCAAGCCUACGGUGAUGCAACUAAUGCCCUCGCUCCAUAUUCGGAAUCUGCUCAAUCUAUACGGCAGCCCUAUGAGCAACCUAUUCUGGUGACCACUGAGCAAGACCAAACUCCCCCGUAUCUAGAAGAUCGAAAUGAAGUUCUGUAUAUGCAGGUCUUUGUCGAGGAGGUCGGAUUAUGGAUGGAUAGCAUGGACGCGGAUAAGCAUUUUUCUCGUCGGAUUCCGUUCCAGGCACUGAGGGAACCCAUGUUAAAGUAUGCUCUCCUGGCCUGUGGAGUUCGCCAUUUGACCCUCGUCAACUCUGUCUACCCAGAGGAACAUGCCCUCAAUUAUUACAACUCCGCGACUCAACUGCUCCUCAAAUCGCUUCAAAACCCCGACAGAGAUAGCGUUUUGUGCGCCACAACGGCUACCAUUCUUAACGUCUACGAGGUCAUGUCCGAGAAGGCUCUUCAACGCAUGAAUCAUAUUGCUGGAGCACGAGCAUUGAUCAAAGAAUGUCGAUGGGAUGCCACCGCUACAGGUAUCGGUUCUGCGUGCUUCUGGCUAAACGUCGGCCUUGAACUGUUUAGCUGCUUGCAUUUCAAUUGGGGUGUAGCUUGGGAUCCGGACACAUGGGGCAUCGAUAUGACCAUGAACCCCCAGCACAUGGGUGGAAACGAGGAUGACUGGACCCACAAAAUCCUCUGGAUCUUAUCAAAAAUCACCAAUUUCCGCUCAUCUGCCCAGCCACGCUACCAAGAAGCGAAUGUCCAUGCCGAACAAGUCCGUCUGCAUCAAAGACACCAGCAGUGGUUAGGUUUGAAACAGUUUUGCGACAGAUGGCAUCAAUGUGUCCCUCCUACUAUGCAUGCACUGGCUUAUGUCCCCACCUAUAUGACCACAUCCAAGAGUGCAUUCCCCGAAAUUUGGCUGAUCAAGCGGACGACAAUCGUCGCAAACCUGUUCUACCACACGGCGAUGGCUGUCCUCGGGGGCGUUCACCCACUCAAGGAUAUAGAACCUCAGACACAGACCGAGAUGCAAGAAAUGAAGGUGUACCAUUCGAGACAAAUAUGUGGUAUUGUUGCUCACGUCAAAGACCGAGGUGUCGCCUCGGCAUCCAUCAGAUGUCUGGCCGUUGCCGGGGAAAACCUCACAGACCGUCGCGAGCAAGAAGAGGUCCUUACCAUUUUUGACAGGAUAAAGAAGGAAACUGGCUGGCGAGUGACUUUCAUCCAUGAUGACCUAAAGGAGAAAUGGGGCUGGAGUGCCCAAGAGUUUGACACCGCGAGCUCAACGUCUUCAACCUACUUCCCAGCAUCGGGCUCCUCUGCACCGUCCGCUGCAUCGGCUGCUCCGCCUCGACCCAAGUUCCCCGUCGGAAUCAUCAACCCCCUGUACAAAAAUGCAGACUUUUCGGCGCAGAACCCGCCGUACCAAGGGAACUAUGUUCCUCCAGCUCCUGGACAUAUCAUGCACAGCACCUCCGGUCUAUAUGGUUUCUCUGGCAUUGCAGCGAUGUGA